Molecule: messenger RNA, 1261 nt
Organism: Cynoglossus semilaevis (tongue sole)
Lineage: Eukaryota; Metazoa; Chordata; Actinopteri; Pleuronectiformes; Cynoglossidae
Exons: 4
Coding region: 170-901 (243 amino acids)
Source: RefSeq, a predicted model, not a curated record
CACUCGUCUGUCUUCACAGACCCAGAGGGAGACGGACGUUGAUGGACUUUCUAACCGGGACCUCUUCUUUUAAACACACUUCAAAUUGUUUAUUUAUUUAAAAAAAAUAAUUGAGUUUACAGUUCACUGUGCAGCUACUGUACAUCCUUUUUUGUAAUUGUUGGUCAGAAUGGCCUUAAAAAUUAGUACCAGCUGUGUCUGCAGCUUCGUCUUUGGAACUAUUCUAAUUAUUGCUUUCCCAAUGGCAGAGAUCACUCUUGGUGCACUGCAUCUAAAUGAGUGCCCUGCAGCACCACUGAUCCCAGUGUAUGUGAUGGUGUGUGGGAUAAUAGCACUGCUGCUGAUGGGCCUGGUUGUUCUGCCAAAACUCCUCUGCCCAGCAGCCCAAGGAUUAAUCUGGACGUGCUGUGUCCUCACCCUGAUUCUGUUGACUUUCAUCUGGUUCCUCGUUGGGAGUUACUAUAUCUAUUCUAUAUACCCACCCAGUUAUGAGAAGAACAUCACCGAUCCAGACAAAUCCAUCAGCGGUGCAUACACUGCUCCUAACAGCAGCUGGACACAGGCUCUGCACAAACACAACCACAAUCUUCAAACCCAAGACCACGAUCAUCUAAAUCGGACCUUUCCAAACCAUAACCAGACUGAGACGAUGAGUGGAAACCAGACCUGGAAGAACCUUAUUCCAACUCCAACGACCAGUAGUGACGUGGACAAAGAGCAGCAGGAACCUGCAGCUGAUCAGGCUGAGGCUACAAAGGCCUACUGUGAUAAAACUCUGUAUCUGCUCGCUUUCUGGGCCACCACCAUGAUAUAUGUCUUUGCAGGAAACGCACUACUGAUCAUGGCUUGCUUGUAUGGCUGCAUGGGAAUAAUGAAUAUGAUAACAAAUCACCUUUUUUGAUGCAGCUAAUUAUGACUGUGUGAACCACUUUUGGAAACAGCUGAGCUUGUUUCAACCUGUUCCUGCGGCUUCAGCAUGAGACGAUAGUUGUCUUUGAAUAUGACUGAACUUUAAUGGUCAAUAAAGUAUGUUAUUAUUGCUUGAUUUUAACAUCAUGUCUGUUGCAUGUGACUGUUGAUAUAAUGACCCUGGAAUAAUAUUGAAUUUAUUCUUUUUGUUGCACUAUGCAAGUCUGGUUUCCUUAUUAAAUUAUGUUUAUCAUCUGCAUUGUUUUAACUUCAUUGUGUAUUUUAGUUUGUCACGUGUAAAUAGUACUGCAAAUUCUGAUUAUAUCCAAAUAAAAUAUUUUGUUCAUAAUAA